AUGGGGGGGGUGAGCGAGGAGGCGGCGAUUGCCACCAACCUCGAUCUGCGACUCAAGACUGCAACCUUCAGGCUCAGGGCCCGGGGGGUGAGGACUAGCGCGCCCAUUGUGGUGGAGGCGGGGGGCCAUGCCAGGGGGGCCAGGGCACUCAACUUGGACGAGGGGAGGGUGAAGGCGCUGGUAUGCGAGCGUGUUCCACCUUACCAGGUAGCGGCCCGUGCAGUGGCAGAGGCACGCCUUGGGGGUGAGGUCACAAGCGUUAGGGGAGUGGCGAGGAAGGGCGCGGCAAUGGGUGGGCCAGCAGGGCGUAGGGGAACCAGGUCGCGUGGCGUGCUCGACUUUCAGGCUAGGCUGUUUGCAGAGCUGGUAGAGAUGGAGGCAAAGGAGGGGGUGUGGGCACAAGAUGAGGUGGACCAGUAUUUAGCUGAGGCAAGGAGGGUGGGUGCUUCUUAG
This is a messenger RNA of Closterium sp. Yama58-4, 453 nucleotides long. Lineage: Eukaryota; Viridiplantae; Streptophyta; Zygnematophyceae; Desmidiales; Closteriaceae. The record is from the annotation of a GenBank genome assembly.